UGGGAAUUUCGCAACGCUUCACUCACUAAUCCACCAAGCACCACCUCAAUACCGCCAAAAUGGGUCGCGUUCGUACCAAGACUGUCAAGAAGUCUGCCAAGGUCAUCAUUGAGCGGUACUACCCCCGCCUGACCCUCGACUUCGAGACCAACAAGCGCAUCUGCGAUGAGAUUGCCAUCAUCGCUUCCAAGCGCCUGCGCAACAAGAUUGCCGGUUACACCACCCACUUGAUGAAGCGUAUUCAGCGAGGACCCGUCCGUGGUAUCUCCUUCAAGCUUCAGGAAGAGGAGCGUGAGCGCAAGGAUCAGUUCGUCCCCGAGGUCUCCGCUCUCGACUUCUCCGAGGCUGGCCAGCUGGAUGUCGACAACGAGACCAAGGACCUGCUCAAGCACCUUGGCUUCGAGUCCAUCCCCGUCAACGUCAUCCCCGUCUCCCAGGCUCAGGCUCCCGAGCGUGGCCAGCGACGAUUCGGCGACCGCCCUCGCCGCGACUAAAAAGGUUUUUUUGUGGGAAAAUAUUGGGUCUCUGGUUUUGCAACAUUUUGCAGGUUGGCGUCUCAGGAUGGUAGUGAGUGCAUAGAUCUCGAAAAAGAAAGAUCUUCUACCCCACAAGGUGUCGCCGAUUCUCUGAUUAAUUUCGAGAUGACGCUUGAUUGCCAAAAAACCGUCCCUCUCUUCACGCUUGUCUGUGAAUGUGACUGAACAUGCAAGGUUGCAUUGAGCUGGAUAUGCUAUUUCGCUCUUGUUCAAUUUCACCUAACCGGUGACUUCGGAAUAGGCGAAGAUAUGCGACCAAAUCAAGUUGCCAAUGGGUAUCAUUAUAUAUGCCCGAACCACGUAUUUUUCUUGUUUUCCAAUACAUGCAUGGCCAUGACCAAAAUUACAGCCC
Molecule: messenger RNA, 888 nt
Organism: Trichoderma virens Gv29-8
Lineage: Eukaryota; Fungi; Ascomycota; Sordariomycetes; Hypocreales; Hypocreaceae
Exons: 3
Coding region: 60-494 (144 amino acids)
Biological process (GO): translation
Cellular component (GO): ribosome
Molecular function (GO): structural constituent of ribosome
Source: RefSeq, a predicted model, not a curated record